Symbiodinium natans is the source of this 837-nucleotide messenger RNA. The record is from the annotation of a GenBank genome assembly. Lineage: Eukaryota; Dinophyceae; Suessiales; Symbiodiniaceae.
AUGGAGGAGGCAAGGAGUUCCGAGGCUUGCACCCCGCAGACAGGCUACCAUGGCGGUGGCAGCGAGAGAAGCAGCCGCUUCUGCGGCGUGGAGGUCCUGGCUCCGAUGGUACGAGGCAGCACUUUGCCCUUGCGCCUGGAGAGCCUGAGGUACGGUGCGGACCUUGUCUGGGGUGAGGAGAUCAUUGACCGUAAGGUCAUCGGGGCUGUCCGCGUUGAGAACUCUGCCUUUGGUGUGGUGGAGUUUGUUUCACGGCAGGAGCAGGCGGCCGUCUUCUCCACGUGCGCCGAGGAGAGGUCGAAGGUGAUCUUCCAACUCGGCACUGCCAACCCUGGGCUGGCUGUGGAGGCGGCACACACGGUCUGCAGGGAUGUCUCGGGCAUCGACCUGAACAUGGGCUGUCCCAAGUCCUUCAGCGUCAAGGGCGGCAUGGGGGCGGCGCUGCUGGACCAGCCCGCGCUGGCGGCGGAGCUCCUGAAGACGCUGCGGAGGGAGCUGCCGCCGCAGACCACUCUCACGUGCAAGAUCCGCAUGCUGCCGUCCACGCAGAAGACGCGUGACUUCAUGCAGGUUUGCGAGCGGAGCGGCGCCGAAGCCAUUACAGUGCACCUCCGGCAGCGCCAGGAGCGGCCGGCGGAGCCGGCGCACUGGGACGAGUUGCCCCGACUGUGGGAUGCGGUGCAGAUCCCAGUCCUGGCCAACGGCGAUUUCUUCAACCGCCGGCAGAUCGCCGAGUUUUGGAAGCAUUGUGCCGCAACCGAUCCAAAUGGGGCGGCACAGGCACAGGACCGAUACGAGAAUGUCGUGAUGCGUAUUGUGGCUCUGAGAAGGUUCUGA